Messenger RNA from Entrophospora sp. SA101, 1569 nucleotides. NCBI's taxonomy places the organism in Eukaryota, Fungi, Glomeromycota, Glomeromycetes, Entrophosporales, Entrophosporaceae. The record is from the annotation of a GenBank genome assembly.
AUGGUAGUGAAUGAAACUGAAAUUAAUGCAAUUAAUACAAUAAGUGAAGUGAAAGGAUAUCUUACUUAUAAUAAUUGUCAGAGAAGAUGCCAAAGUAAUGAUCAUUUUCAUGCAUAUACUCAACUUGCAGUUGAUCAUUUUUGUGGUAAUGAUCAUCAAUGUAUUGAGGAUUGUGAAGAACCAGGCAUUUGUAAAAUAUUAACAGAACCAAGGAAAGAGGAAGCAACUUAUCAAGGGCUGGUUACAGAAACUUCAAUUACUUUUACCAAAUAUAUUCAACAAUGUGAAAGACUUAAAUGCAAGAAAAGAAUACCACUAAACUCCUUCAGCCAUGAAGGAAUACAUUCACAUGAUUCAAGUGCUGAAAGUAAAUUUCACUAUUGUGAUAAAAAAUGUGAAUUCUGCAAAUAUUAUUGCAAACUAGCCUAUGGACACACACAAACUUUGCACGAAACUACUCAUGGGAAUAUGGUACAGACUGUAUUCACUUCAGAGGAUGAUGAAUUUGAAUAUAAUCAUCAUAAAUUAAAAAUUGGAGAUCAAGGUUCUUUUGUUCUUUGUAAUUUUCAUUGUAAAGAAUUAGGUCGUCAUAGACAUAUUGAUUAUUGUCAAAGUGUGGACGCAUGCAAAAAUGGACAUCAAGGACAAGGAAUAAUACAUUUAGGAUGUCCCAAUCCUGAUCAAAAAAAGGAUUUUGUAACUCAUAAAUUAUUUUGGGAAAGAACUGGCUUUAAAGAUCCAUAUUCACAACAAGACCAAGCAUUAUUUGCAAAAUGUGAUCAUGAAUGUCCAGAUGAAGAUCACAAAAAGCAACAAAAUCCUAAUUGUCCUCCUCCAAAAUCUUAUUGUGAACUGGAACUUUUCCAUAAACCUUUAAAUCCAUCAUCUAGUGCAUCAACUGGUAUUGGUUACAUUUCACUGGAUGGUCAUCAGUUCAGCUGUGAUAAUCCAAAUAAAAAAGAAGCAGAAUUCCAUGUUAUAUUUGCACUUGAUCGAUCAGGUUCAAUGAGUUAUACUGAUAGCAGACCUUUAGAAAACAUUCGUUCAGACAUCCGUCAAAAAAUUGCACAAAAACACAAUAAUAGGAUAGGCGCAGUUUAUUCGUUUAUGGAUACACGUCUUAAAUCUCAACAAAAUCAAGCUCAUGAUGCACUUUUAGACAAAAUGAUGCUGCAUCCUGCAAGAGGUGGGACUAACUUUGAUUUGGCAAUACAGAAAGCAGGAUUUUUGAUCGAUAAACAUUAUGAUCCAGCAAAAACAAAUGUUGUUAUAUUUUUGUCUGAUGGUCUGUGCGGAGCUCCAGAUUCCCGAUUAGAAACUAUUUGUAAAAAGAAUCAACAAAGAGGAUCACCAUUAUAUCUUUAUACAGUUUUAUUUAGCAGUGAUUCUUCCAGUCCAUCAUUAGAAAAAAUGGUUACUAUCGCACAAAAGUAUCUUCCAGCUAAUUCUUCAUCGAAAGCCUUGAAAUGCCAAUUCACUAAAGCUAUUAAUGAAGUAGCUUUAGCUACUCAUUUUACUGUUGUUGCAGAAAGUUUAAGUCACAAACCUUCUUUGAUGAGAAAAUUAUAA